Messenger RNA from Physcomitrium patens, 4442 nucleotides. Lineage: Eukaryota; Viridiplantae; Streptophyta; Bryopsida; Funariales; Funariaceae. The record is from RefSeq and is a predicted model, not a curated record.
AAUUUUUGGAUCCCAAACUCAUCACGAUGUACCCAAAAUGCUAAAUUCUAUCUAUCAAAAUAACUUAUGUCGUUGGAUAGGACUCGCCAGCCUAAUUUUAUCGAAUUUGUCCCGAGAGCAGUUAAUUGUGAUAUUUUUGCAAUUUCUACAAAAUUGUAGAAGUUGUGCAAGUCGUUCCUCUUCCAGUUUGAACUAGUUUUCAAUGCUUGGUACUGUUAUUGAUGUGCUCUUAGAAAAUUUUGAUCACGCUAUCAUAAAUCCACCAAACUCUUGUGGAGAGAUUACGAUGAGGAUCCCUGUUGCUUGUAGGCCGAGUCUUCUGAUGUGAGAAAAGUUCUGGAGCCCCCUCCUUGCCGUCGUCGCCGGCUCUUAGUUCGAUGCGAAGCAGCUUGUGGAGCAGCAUGAGGUGUCGAAGAGCAUACUGGAGCUGCCGAUUAUUGUAGAGUCUGACACUCCCAGCGGCAGCUUCGAAAGGAAAUUUUGUGAAGUCCAAGUGAACCUUGAAUUGAAGGAGGGUUAAGAAAUCGGCUAUAUCGAGGAUGUCGAGUCCGCUUCUUUUGAAGCCGUGGAAGAAAACUAGUUGUUGGAAUUCGCGAAGGCGAUCCUUGUGAACGCAAUCAUGUGGAUGUUGCUUGCCUUCUGGCACGAUUCGACCAAGAUGGGCCAGGCCGUUGACCCCAACACACUGGUGCAGGAAUUCUUCGGCUUGAGCGACACACCUCAAGAGUUCAAGAGCUUGUAGCUCGAGCAGCAUGGGACGGCACCAAACACUUCGUUAUCGGAGAUGAUACCAUAUUCGAGGUUCUGGAAGAAGACACCCUCUUGGGCCUGCCCACCGAGAGAGUGCUCAUCCGUAUUGGCGUGUAGAAUGCCUACAGCCAUGAGAACGGUCGAAGCUCAUCCUGACUCGAAUGUGAACAGAACCCCAUUCGUACUCUGGUAUGCGCGUUCUUUCUCAAUCAUCCGCUUGUGCACAGCGAGCCCUAACGCGAUUACGGUGCUGAUCUAUUACCGACUGAAGUCUUAUAGAUGCAGCUCGGAUGCAUCAGUCGACGAAAGAUAUAAACUUCACGCCAUUCUGUAAACGCACAUCUCAUUUUCCUGUGGUUUCCUGUCCACGAUUCUGAGAGGAUUGGAGACAAUCGGAGAGUACCGGAUAAUCAGUUACAUUUUCAUGAACAUUUGUCAAGGGGACGUGAGACUAUCGGUUGGUUCUAGUCCAAUUUCCGCGCAAUCUCUAGUGUGCCCAACUUUCUCAAAUCUGCUGAACUCACUUGUGGACAUUGUGAAUCUUUCCCUUUUGGAUUAGCUUCUGAACGUGUAUUAUCUUUUCUCGUGUAAAGAAUCUGAUCAGGAUUUCUCUUGCGAUGGUCAUGGAGCAGGAGAAUUUUGAAAUUCGACUUGAUAUUGUUUUGAAACCUCUCCAAGAGCGUGAGAGGCAGAGCGAAGGAGGGCGUUUUGACUUUAUCGAAACUGCUGUUGAAAUUCGAAAUUACUACCGCACUCGUUAAUGAAUGCAAGCAAAACAUGGGCUCUAUUCAACUAAGUCAAAGGUCUAUCGAGUUAUUCUCUGAACCUGCAACGAGAGAUACUUGCAAGUGGCUACUUAGUUCUGAUUGUUGAGCAAAAACAAAUGUCGCAGUCGCGGAAAAAGUUGUCUAGUGAUUCUAAGAAUGAUUCGGAUCAGCUGUAUGAGAAUUGUGAGCCCAUCGAAAGCGGCAGCACUUCCCAAGUAAGUCAGGGAACAUUUAAGAGCAAUACAGCUUCCAAGGAGCCAAAAUUAAACCCGGAUAAUCUUUCCAAUGAUCGAAGGGUUCUUCUGGCUAUUACUGUGGAGAUCGAGGACGGAUGUGUGGAGCAUAUCCAGUUGAAAGAAGGCGAUUCUGCGGAAGCAACGGCAAUGAAAUUCUGUCGAGAUCACGCUCUUCCAGAACAAUUUGUAGCACCGCUCACGGAGCAUAUUGUCAGUAACAUCAUCAGUAUAAGCAAGGAAGAAGGGGAUAUUUUGUUCCAAUCUCAAGGAGAUUCCCACAUUUCAAACGACGAGAAUUCAGCUGUGCACAGUGAUGCUCCGUACAGCUCUGAGACGCACGGAUCCAAUGUAGUCGAUUCUUUGCCCAAGGCCCAAGAUUUCGGAGGUAAGCCUGUGAAAGCAGAAACGAGCGCUCUACUGGCAAGACGUGAACAUCGAAGUAUAGAUCGGCCAUUCAUGGCGUCGCAGAAAACAAACAGAGACCACGGUAGUUACCAACGUUGUAUACCCCGCGACGUUGAAGGGAUUAAAGCACGAAAGGAAACAAGGCGCAAAAAACAUAGGAAGAAAAUAUCGGAGCGAUUACUGGCUCCUACGAUCACAAGCUUAGCCAAAUGUGGAGUACCUGUAAGGGAAUGCAGACCGAGAAUCUGUCACCCUCGGCCUCCCUCUGAAAUGAUGGGUGCUCAACAGCAAGCUGUGUAUAUGCGUCUCUACACCGAACAUACAAGACAUGAGCAAAGAUCGAGGGAGGAAGUGAAACGCAGCAGGGCCAUGUACCAGGAGAAUGUUGUGAGAAGGAGGAUGGGUCUUUCUAAGAGAACUUGUAGAUUGACGCGAAUGCGUGGAAUGAUAGCUAAACAAUACAAGAAUUAUGGAGAGUUGUUGUAUGCUGAGGGUCUCAAUAUGAGGCAGAAACACAUGAAGGCCGUGGCUGACAAGCAAAAGCAAGAUGAGGCAAAGGAGCUGGAUGGAGUCACGUUGAAGCCUAAGAUCAGCGAAAGGGCCAAAAACAUAAAAAGAGCUGAAGGUCAUGUUUGGAGUAGGCUUCAAUACGAUGACAAACCAAAGCAAGACCAACUGCAAGAGCUUCGACAAGAGGUGUGGAAGGAGAAGCUAACGGAGUGCACUUUCAAACCACGUAUUAAUUCACAAAAGAAGUACGACGAUCAACCCCAGCAAUUUGGUGAUGCAAACUAUAGUGAUCGCUUUGAACAGCUUUUUCUAGACGCUGAGAACCGUAGACGUCGUCGAGCAGAAUACAUGGAAUCAUUUCCUGAAGGGGUGACUUUCCAGCCAACUAUCAACAGGUAUCUGCCGUAUUGGGCAAUGAUGGAAGAGGAUUGGCAGUUCGAGCAAUCUGUCUUUCGAAGACUUCUGGACAAUGCUGCGGUGUUGAUGGAGAAGAAGCAAUUGCUAGAGCAAAUGGCACAUAGACCACUUGAUCCACGUACUGGUAGAGCUCUAUAUACGCCUAUCACUGGCCGCAAGCCGCAAAAUAGAAACCUUGGACACUUGCCUAUUGGAGAAUACCUGUAUAGGAUGAAAUUUGCUUUUGACAGAAAAAUCAGGAUUUUAGCUGCUAGAGAUUACAAAAUGAAGAAAGAAAGAGCUCUAUGCCGGUAUGUUGGACCAAAGUCUCAGAAGCUGAUUCAGCGUAUAAAAGAGCGUGGUUUCAAGCAGGUCUUUGAUUUCCUGGAUGAAGACAAGGACGGCUACGUGGACCUUACCACCGCCAAUUUCGAUCGCUUAAACGAGGAUGUAAUAGAUGAACUUACUCGAAUGAGGAAUACGGAAGGAGGCAAUGGGGGAGAAGAAAAGAUACUAGACUUUGAGAAAUUUGUAAAACUCAUGCUUGUUGCUGAGAGUAAAUAUAAUUGUGGCCAACAAGUACAUCAAUGCCUGAAACACAAGCUUAAUCCUGAUCAAUAUAACUUCCCCUUCCACUCAGAGAUGGACCAGCUUUCCCGAAAUCUUGCGACUAGGAGGCGGAAAUAUAGGACACAUCAUGAAUGGGUCAAAAUAAUAAUUGAGGAAUUUGAUAAGAGACAUCAGAAAGUGGAGGUAUGGAGGAAGGAAAGGCAAGACCUAGAGAUGGCAGAAUGCACUUUUAAGCCUGAGAUUAGUAAUUACAGAUUAAAAAAGAUCUCUGAGGACGGUAAAUGUGGAAACAAUGUUGAGACAAUCAGCGACACGAAUGAGAAGGCAAAGCAAGAAAUGCACGGGUUUUACAUUCAAGGUGAUCAAAAUGGGCCUGAGUUGUUGGGAAUACCAGCACCGUUAUCUCCUCCGAUGACUUCUUCAUCGUCCUCGUCACGUACAUGUGUUUUACGAACAAUAGACACAUCAGUUUCUUCGAGUAGAAGCGGAAGAAGAAGUAGUUCAGCACCUGGGUUUGAUAUAGUAGCCGAGUUGGACGAUUUGCCGACAGCGGGCAACUCUGUCGCAAGGAGAAGCAUGUUUUUCAGUCUCAUGGGGGCCUGAGAGCAGCGGAUUUGACGCUUCAGGGACUAGAAGUUUAUAUUCCAAAUAUAAAUCAGUAAAGAACUUGAGAAACAGGCUUUAAGACCUACGGAAGCAUAUUAAGAUAUAUACAUUUGUUUAUUAAAGGAGUUCACCCUUAUGUUCCAAAAACAAAAAAAACAAAACAAAACAAUUUGUAUGUAAUACAUGACAAGCAUUGAAUGUU